GCAUUCUCUGGUUUAUUGCACGCGCUGUCACAUCAGUCCCUCCCAAGCCGUUGCAGUAGUCAGAAGUUGCCUGUGUUACAAUGUGUUGUCUUUCAGUUCAGUUCAUGCAAGAAAUGAUAAUUCUAGAUGACCAUAUUAGUUAUUAGAACUGUUUCCCCAUAUGUAGUUUAUCUCUUUCCAUUAUUACUGGUCUGUACCAAAGAUUGUUUAGAAACUCUGUCCGUGUACCUUCUAGGAAACAUCCAUCCACAUGGGGGUGCUGUGAUGUGUUUACGGGCUCACAAACGACUGUUACUAACAGAAGAAUUCAAUACGGAAGUAAAACUGAGAGAGGGUUUGUUUUUUGUAUGUGGACAGCGGCAACUGUUCUUUCCUCGUGGAUAAAGCCAUACCACAGACAAAAGGGGUUAGUUAUCAGUAUCUUUGCCAUACUAGUUGAAUACUCACCUCUCAGUAGACUGAAAAUGUCUACACUACAGAUGUUGCGCGUGUUCUUAAAUGAGCGUUUAACGGCGGCUGCUGUGGAGAUUUUCGGGGCAGUUGAGAAAACGGUAGUGGAGUACCAGGAGGAGAAUGAUCGGCUACGGAGUAUGCUGCGGAUUACACAGGACAUAAAACUAUGCAGAAAAGAGUCCCUUCAGCUCUCUCUUGCUGUCUCUGAAGAGGAGGAUCCCCCUGAGCAGCAGCACUGUGAGCAGGAGUGGAGACCCAGUCUGCAGCAGGAGGACCUAGAACCCACACAGAUUAAAGAGGAACAGGAGGAAUUCUGGACCAAUCAGGAGGAAGAGCAGCUUCAAGGGCAGGAAGCUGAUAUCAUAGAGUUCAAAUUCCCUACACCUUGUGUGAAAAGUAAAUGUGAUCAGGAGAACCCACUUCAGUCUUUUACUCUUCCCCAAACCCAGACAGUGGAGAACAGAGAAAGUAACUCUAAACCAGUGGAUCGCCCCCAUUUUGUCACUGUUACCCACCUAAAGGGUCUCGACAUUCCCUGUGACCCUCCAGAUAAUCAAAACAGUGCCUCCAGCCACAGCUCAGCUGUAAUCAGUGACCCAGUAAGACUUAGGCUGCUGUCACCAUUGCAUCCCAGCCCACCAUUGGAUACCAACCUAUCAAUGGGGGAACACUGUUCCAAACCCAGCACUACGUCUAGUAAAACUCACUACUGUAGUGACUGUGGGAAAACGUUUGCUCUGAAAGCUAACCUGCAGGGGCAUGUGACUCUCGCCAAGAAGACUCUGUCACGUGGAGAAACCCUGCACCUGCCCCGAAGUAUACCUUUAAACUCAAAGGACAUCUUUCCAGGCACAUGAGGAUUCACACAGGAGAGAAACCGUUUGGCUGUAGAGACUGGGAAAAGCUUCAUUCAGAAGGGGGACCUAAUGAGGCAUAUACUGACUAACACAGGAGAGAAAUCAUUUAGCUGUGAUGACUGUGGGAAAAGCUUUAAUCGGAGGGGGCAGCUGAAGGUGCACAUACAGACUCACACAGGAGAGAAACAACAUGGCUGCUUCGUCUGUGGUAAAAGAUUCACUCAUAAGGCUUAUCUACUGAAACAUGUGGAUAAGGUCCACAAAGAAAGAAAACAGGAUGAAAACUGAAAGAAAGUGAAAUAGGACAAAUAUAUUUUGUCAAAAGGCAAAAUAAAUAAAUAAGGCAGGAUGUGGACAACACUCUUAGCAAAGCACCUCUGGACCAAUCUUGCCAUUGUCUUGUGAUGAAUUUACUUUUGUAAAACAUGCUAUGUAAAUAAAGUUUCAUUUUAAUUGAAGGGAGAGGUAAUGAUCAAACAGUGGUAUGCAGUAUUAUGUGAAUCUCACAGGUCUGCUGUUCAAAGUCUGUUGAUGUUUUCACAUGAUUAGAAACAGGAAUAUCUUGUAGUUUGUUUUGGAAUCUUAGGGUGAUGAGAAAAUGGUCUGGUUGAUUACACUUUCCAGAAAAUAUCUCCUUCCAUCUGUCUUUUUGUCAUACAUUUUGACUUAAUGCUGCUCAUUCGUGAUAUUGUUUGAGUCUUUAGGGAAGUAAUGAUUUACAGUCGAUUCCUGAUAAGUGCACUUUGUAUGAGUGAAAACUCUGUUUUAAGUGCUUGUGACAUUCUUUGUAAUUGCUUCUGAUAACCGCAUUCUCUGGUUUAGUGCAUGCUUUCACAUCAGUCCCAAGCUGUUGCAGUUGUCAGGAGUCGCCUGUGUUACAAUGUGUUGUCUUUCAAUUCAGUUCACCAUCCUAAAUCACCCUAUUACUAAUUAAAACUGUUUCCCCACAUGAA
Molecule: messenger RNA, 2263 nt
Organism: Coregonus clupeaformis (lake whitefish)
Lineage: Eukaryota; Metazoa; Chordata; Actinopteri; Salmoniformes; Salmonidae
Product: zinc finger protein 774-like
Exons: 3
Coding region: 348-1310 (320 amino acids)
Biological process (GO): regulation of transcription by RNA polymerase II
Molecular function (GO): DNA-binding transcription factor activity; RNA polymerase II cis-regulatory region sequence-specific DNA binding
Source: RefSeq, a predicted model, not a curated record